GACAAUGGUUGACAGCUUUCACUUUGUACAGAAGGGAAAAUCGCGAAUGUUGUCUUUUCACCGUGUUAUGUGUGCAAAUGAAAUUCAAAUAAAUGGAUUCAGAUAAACAUUUUUAAGUGAAGGGGAUACUGACAAGAUUUCUUAAGGCUUAUGUCUGAUCACAGUGAUGAGGAGGAGACUGAUGAGUCAUCGUCCCUUCUUCCUAAGAAGAAAGAACAGAGAAACUCAGCAGAAGAAAGAAAAUCGCCAUACACUAAUUAUUCCUCCAUACCAGACUCUAAACAAUUAUCAUCCACUACUGAUGUAAACAAUGAAUAUGAACAGAGGGUGCCUGAUGAUGAUGCAAGCUCAACACCUACCUCAGAAACCAAUGGAUUCUCUUUCUUUGCCCUACAGAGGAAGCAAAAAGCCAUUCUUUGUAGCAUUUGCAUGGCAGAUUUUCUUUCUUAUCUCUGCUUAUCAUUGCUUGCACCAUUUUUCCCACAGGAGGCAUCAUUAAAGGGGGUCAAUGAUACCAUAUCAGGCUGGAUAUUUGGAGUGUUCGCCUUAAGUCAAGUUGUGUUCUCUCCCUUUUUUGGAAAAAUGCUUCCAUAUGUGGGCAUUAGAUUCAUGUUCUUAUCUGGGUUAUUUUUAAGUGGAGGAUGUACACUCUUGUUUGGUGCCUUGGCCUAUGUCCCAGUAGAUGACAGCCCUUUGACUUUCGUGGUGCUAUGUUUCUUGCUCCGAAUCUUUCUCUCUGUUGGAUGCACUGCCCUCAAUACCGCAUGCUACACUGUUUGUGCCAAAGAAUUCCCAGACCAUAUUGCUACAGUUUUUGGUAUUGGAGAGGUGUUUGUGGGUGUUGGAUUCAUGUCGGGGCCAGCCAUUGGUGGAGUUCUCUAUGGGCUGGGAGGCUUUUUUACACCAUUUCUAGUGAUUGGAGUCCUCAUUAUUAUAUGUGUUCCUGUCAACUGGAUCAUUCUACCUCCAGAUGAUCGUUUCGAGAAAUCUGAAUCAAGUACCAGUAGCCUUACCUUGUUGAAAUCACCCUCCAUCAUCGUAGCAUCUUUAGCAAUCAUUGUAGCAUCCUUUAUUUGGUCCAUAUUAGACCCAACACUUGAACCUCAUUUACGAGAAUUUGACCUUGGUCCAGAGUUAAUUGGUGUACUUUUUCUGGUCAUGUCAGCGUUUUAUGCCAUCUCGUCACCAAUCUGGGGAUGGGUAGCAGAUAGAUGUCCAGACAACAGACUGCUGAUGAUUCCUGGUUUCCUGUUUUCUGCUGUGGGCAUGUCACUGUUAGGGCCUUCUACACUCUUAGGGUUUGCAGAAGAUUACAAUGUGCUAUGGUUGAACAUUGUAGCCUUAAUUAUACUUGGAAUAUCUGCUAGUCUGGCACUAAUUCCAACUUUUGAUAUCUACCUCUACAUUGCAGAAGAGUUAGGGUUUGGAGAUGAUAUGAACACCUACAGCUUAGUAGCAGGCUUAUUUGGAUCCAUGUAUGCCUUCGGAGAUUUUCUUGGACCCUCCAUUGGUGGUACUUUACUGGAUGUGGUUGGGUUUCAAUGGUGCUGCACUAUAACUGCUUUUGCCUGUCUUGGAAUGAUUCCACUGCUGUUUUUGGACUAUGUUUGUGACAAAUGUAGAAAGAAAGAUAAGGGUGUAAAACCUGUGACAAAUAGACAGGAGGAACAGACAAAGUUACUGGGAGAGAGUGUUCGGGAGGAAAUUCAGGGGGAUUAUAUGGCUUCUUACCCACCCCUGACAGCCACGCAGGUCUGAGGUCAAAGGUCAGCAUCUACAGAUAGCAUUCAACAGCACUGCUAAGUUAAGAGAAAAAAAAAAAAACACUAGUCAAUAACUUUUAGUUAAAAUAUCUUAUUUACGAGGGGUGAUCAAAAAGUUCGCAAUCUAAUUAAAUUACUUCCUUAAAAUAAAUAAAAUGAGGUUUCAGUGUUCAUUAUUUAAAGUAGUCCUCUCUUAUAUAUUAUAUUAUAUAGGAUUAUAAUGCACAUCUGCCAUUGUUCUGCCCACGCGCGAAUCAUGUGAUCAAGGCGGUCACGUGACAUGCUCCGUGGCGUUCUGUUCACAGAAGCUAAAAGAUUUUUCUGAGUCUUAUAUUUCUUCUCAUGCAAGUUAUAUUUUAUAACAAGAACAGCCCAUCUGUCAGAAAUGGCCAAAUCUUGGCAAUAGGAUGAGUAGAUAAAGACAUCCCUUCCCAGAAUUAGCAUGGUGAUCAUCAAAACCCGAGUCCUCUGUCUCGGAAGCGUUGUAUAUCCAAUGUGGAUAAAGUAUGGACGACCUCUUUUUAUCAUAUCUCAUAUGUUUAAAGUCUAAAGUAAAUGAUAUUUUAGGGAUUUAAUGAUUAUAUUAUUGUUAAGAUAUUCAACUAUUUUUCUAAAUGUAACUUGGCGAUCUUUCAUAACAAAUUGCUCAACUAAGGACACAUCUUUUCCACAGCUUGCUUUCGCUGGGCAACAGAACAAACAUCAUAUUUAAUCAUCUCCCUGCCUUCACUAAAACAAUCAAUUCAAUUAAUGAUUGAACUUCUGGUAAGUCUUUUGUCUUCAUAAACCUUGUACAAAUUAUCGUAUUCUACUGCAAAGGAAUUUCCAAGAUAUACGUUAAACUUUACAGCCGUUCGUUGCUCGAGUACGACUGAGUCAACCAUUUUUUGUCAAAAGUCACCCACAUAUUGACGUCAUUUUCACAUUGUGACAUCACAAAAACGGAGCAAAACAUUAUAUAACACCUGCUAUUUAUAGAAUAUGUGUAUGACUACCUAUAUGUGUGCCAAAUUUCAUUCUGAUCUGAAUUGUGGUUUUGUAAAUAUAGAGAUAGUUCCCGAACUUUUUGAUCACCACUCAUACUUUGAUAAUCAGAUGAUUCUGUACUUAGGAGUUUAAAAUACAUGUAUGAAAAUGUUUAUGAAUCCAGUUUCUGAGGUAUAGUGUCAGUCUUAUUUAAACUAUGUUGCAAAAGUCAAAGUCUGCUUUUUUAAAGUUGUUUAUAUACAAUGUACAAUUAAAUUGUAUUAUAUAAGGAGAAAUAAUAUUCAUAGAGAUAUGAUAUUGAAAUUUUUUUGUCUGUGAUAUAUAAACUGCAUUAUCAUUUUUAAAAUUAAAUCUGCCUCAAUUUAAUUCUAAAUUGUAUAGUGUACUUGUAUUUCAUAUGUUUUUAGCUCACCUGAGCCAAAGGCUCAAGUGAGCUUUUCUGAUCAAAAUUUGUCCGUUGUCUGUCAUCAUUGUUGUUGUCGUGGCGUCAUUGUUCUUGUCGUAAACUUUUCACAUUUUCAUCUUCUUCUCCAGAACUACUGGGCCAAUUUCAAUCAAAAAUUGGCAGAGAGUAUCCUUGGGUGAAGGGGAUUCAAGUUUUUUCAAAUGAAGGGCCACGCCUUCUAAGGGGAGAUAAUUGCGAUUUCAUGAAAAAUUUAUGGCAUCUUUCAAAAAUCUUCUUCUUAAGAACCACUGUGUUAGAAAAUAUGAAACUUAUGUGGAAAUAUCCUCAGGUAGUGUAGAUUCAAGUUUGUUCAAAGCAUGUCCCCCAGGGGUAGGGUGGGGCCACAGUGGGCGAUCAAAGUUUUACAUAGGAACACAUAGGGAAAAUCUUUAAAAAUCUUCUUCUCAAGAACAGCAAAGUCUUGAUUAGUCAUAUUUAUAUGGAAGCAUCCUCAGGUAGUGAAGAUUUAAGUAUGUUCAAAUCAUGACCCCCGGGGAUAGGGUGGGGCCACAUUGGGCAAUCAGUGUUUUACAUAGGAAUACAUAGGGAGCACCUUUAAAAACCUUCUUCUCAAGAACAAAAAAGCCUUGAUUGGUCAUAUUUACAUGGAAGCAUCCUCAGGUAGUGUAGAUUCAAGUUUGUUCAAAUCAUACCCCUCUCCCAUUUAGGGGUAGGUCGGGACCACUUAUGCAUUUAAGUAUUGCAAUACUAAACUUAUUUUUGUUUUUUCUUAGCCACAGUGCUCAGGUGAGCGAUGUGGCCCCUGGGCCUCUUGCUAUUAGCUUAAAAUCAGAGAGAAUUAUUUCAUUAUAUACAUUCCUAAACAGCAACUUUUUUUUCUUAAAAUUUUAGAUAAUUCUAUAGCAUAUUAUGCUAUAUACAUUAUCAUCAUGACAUAUUUAUUAUGGAUUCUGUUGGUUAAAAAGUGAAUAUUCAUUUGAGUGCUGUGCUUCUUUAAUAAUGAAUGUGAAAAUACUGAUCUUGCAAUAAAAUAAAAUGUCUUCCAUAAUUGAUAAAUAACAUUUGUGGACAUUUUUGCCAUGUGAACAAUUGUGUAUACUAUUUAAAGGAUGUAUUUUGUCACUUUCCAGCAUUGGUCAUCAACAACUUUCAUCCCUUAAUUCUAGACAUAUUCUAUAACCAACCUGUAUAUUUUAUCCACUCCUAACCCUUUAUAGUCGUCUCUACAAACCAAUAAACUUGUUAUGCCAUCCGACAACAAAUUCACAGCAAGCGAGUUUAUUGGUCUGUAGAGACGACUAGAAAGGGUUAGGAGGUAGAUAAAAUAUACAGGUUGGUUAUAGAAGAUGUCUAGAAUUAGGGGAUGAAAGAUUGUUGAUUGACCAAUGCUGGAAAGUGGCGAAAUACUUCCCCAAAGUGCGCAGAAAAUCUUGCGCCGUAAAUUGCACUUUAUUUACAUUAUGGGAUCUGUAGCGUUAUGGUCAAAGACUAAAAUAUAAAACCAUAACGCUACAGUUCUGCAGCUAAUGCAUUACAUGUUUUUUUUUUUAUUAUAAAAAUCUGAACUCAGUUAUAUAUUUAAAAAAAUUGAAUGAUAAAAAAAGAUUGUGAAAUAUUAGUGAACAUAUUCUGCUAUUCCGAGUAAAAAUACAAAUUUAUUGAGAAAUGGUAAAUUACCGGUAUGGUUAUAACAAAGUGCCAGGGAUGAACAGUUUAGAUUUCUUGCAAAAGUAAUUCUAUAUAUCUAUUAACUUCAUCAUAUUCUCUAAAUUUAAAGAGAAUUCACUGUAAACAUGAAUUCAUUAUAAGUGUGUUCACUGUAACCAUGUUUUACUGGAAUUUGUGAGUGUUAGAGAGAAUAAAAUGUUCAUUAAUUUAGUUUAACUGAGAAUGAAGAGAAAGAGAGUUCUGAAGUUUCUAUGCAUUAAAAGUUCUUCAUUUAAUUUAUUCCCCAGGUAUAAACACAUCCCAUUUUGCAUUAUAAGUAUUGUAGAGUACAAAGUGAUAUAAAUUUUUCAAUGAUUUGCUGUUUUUGUUUCAGUUUAUAAAUUGGAUGCUAGAACAGAGAACUUUGUUGAUGUUAUUCAGUGUUGUAGUUUGACGAUGUCUUAUAAUCAAUAUCAUUUAAGGUACUUUCCCUUGAGUUAUAUUUUUUAUAAUACAACAAAUAUAGUUGAAAACUCAGUGAAUAUCAAAUCUGUACAGUAUUAAAAUUGAAAGUCAUGAAUUUUUACCUAACAAUUCAUUUGAAUUAAAAAUCAUUUGUUAUGUGCAUUGCAGGUUAUUUUUAUGUGAUGCAAAAAAAUGUAUAUAUUUUAAUACCUCCAAAUUUGAUUGUGAUAAAAUAUGCUAACAGAGCGAUAUCUGUUGAAUAUUAGUUUUAUAUCUUCAAUAAUUUGGUGCUUACAUCCUCUAGAUACUGAUGCUUAUUGUGAGUUACAUGUAAAUUCAGAUAUUUUGACAGAAAAAAAGUGCCAUAAAUAAAUUUUGAUAGUGGAUUACUAAUAUAAUUUGUACUUAAGAAUAAAUUUUUAACAAAACAAGAGUAUGUGAUUCAUAUCCCAUUCUAGUUUAUGCACAAAAUAAAAACAAACAAAAAAAUGUCAAUUUUUAGCAUUAUUCUUAGCAAAUUCUUCAUAAAUAUCAUUGUGAUAGAAUUAUUUAUGAGUAAGAAUAUAAAUUCUAAAGGUUAUGCCUGUAGCAGUUAUAUUUUUGUAAUUUUAAAUUUAAAGACAAUUUUUG
Molecule: messenger RNA, 5898 nt
Organism: Saccostrea echinata
Lineage: Eukaryota; Metazoa; Mollusca; Bivalvia; Ostreida; Ostreidae
Product: MFS-type transporter SLC18B1-like
Exons: 14
Coding region: 151-1758 (535 amino acids)
Biological process (GO): transmembrane transport
Molecular function (GO): transmembrane transporter activity
Source: RefSeq, a predicted model, not a curated record